AUGGGCGACCUGUGCCGCAAGCCAGACUGCUCCUGGCUGGCGCUGCCAUCGUUGAAGGACUUGAAAGAACCACCAGAAUUGGUUCCCAAUCCCGAGCUCUCUGGCGUAGGAGUGAUACUUGGCUUCUCCAUCACCGCCUACCUGACCGUCUUUCUUCUUUUGUUUCACUACCUCACGGUAUAUAACCCGCGCAUGAUCGGUGAAGUGGCGAGGCCAUACAUCAAUCCCGUUGAUAAAGGCCUGCUCAACUUUGUGCGCGGAAAGGUGACAUCAUGGACACCAAGCCGGCGCUUCGAAUACGCCAUGGAAAAGUCCGUCCUCAUUCUCAGCGACACGCAGCUCGUGACGGGCCUCGCCAUCUUGAUUGCAGGCUACUCGCAACUCUCCUGCGGAAUUGCAUCGUACCACUGGCAGAUCCUGGUGUACGUCGCAUGGUUCUCAUCCUUCACUUUUCUCUCUGCCAUGGCGUUCCUGGAGGGUUUCUUCCUCGCAAACAACAGCCUGCGUCUCAUCCGCGUGUUUUUCAUGUGCAUCAUGGGGACGCUGCAGAUUGCUGCACUUUUGCCGACGGGGAGUCGGAACUGGCUGGAUGCUGCCAGGGAAGCCGGACCGCUCUAUGUUGGGCUGAGUGCUGAGUGCUUUUAUCAACAGCUACCCAUGGCUAGCUAUAGUAGAGGAGGCCCAAGAAUGUGGUCGAUGGUCUUCUCGGUGCUCGUCGUUGGCGUCUCAUACAUCCAUACUGGCAUUAGAUUGUUCGAUCCCACCGCAAAGUUCAGUCGUAAGCACUUUCGCGCCAUUCCCGGAUCAUACGUCAAAAGUUUUCUCCAGUUUUUGGAGCACAGAGCUGCCUGUCGAGGUAUACGGGCUACCAUUUGGACGAUACCAUACUUGUUUGCCUUCGCGGGGUACGCAUCAGUUCGAGCAGCGUAUGAUAUAGCCGAGUCCAUGCUUGGCGAGAUCAUUUGGCUCUCUUUUGCAAUCGCGUGGGGUUCGCUCAAGGUGUGGGAUACGCGAUCAUUGGUUUGGUUCACCCAAUUGGAUGACGGAGACAUCACAUUCAAAAACACAUACAACGACGACGAUACAUGGUCGUUUGGACAAAUACUCCCCAUGGUCCUCUUGCUGCUGCCAAUCCUUUCCAUGAUUCAAUCUUACUUGGACAACGAUGCAAAAGCGCAAGAUGCAGUCCGCCGGGAAUCCAACCUUCUGAUUACGCACGACGGUAAGCCUUUUCAGACAGUCGGCCCUGCUGCAGUAGGCUCUGGCACAGGAACAGACGACAAGCAAAUAAGCAGCACGCACGACGCGACUUCGGACGGCAUAACGCGCUGCAAUCGCCGCCAGCCUCCCCCCAAUACGUUAUGUGGCAAUGCCACCCCUCCCGAUGAAAACAGAACUGCUCCGGCCAAAGAAUCAUCACCACCUGAUUCCGAAUCUCAGACCUCCCCUUGCCUCCCGCCCAAGGCCGUCCUUGCUUGCGUUCCCCGCCACCCCUACCCUCACCUGUUCGCCUACCACUGGUACCGGGACCACGUCUACCUUCUCGUCUGCCAGCUCCUCAUGAUCGGCUGCGUAAUCCUCUGGUUCCAAGGUGUCAUCGUAUCGAUCCUCGGGAUAUCGUACAUCCUACGCAGCCGGCUGUUUCUCAUAUGGUUAUUCGGGUUCAUCCCGCUGUCAAGCUUGGUGCAUCUUGUAGCGUGGUACCUCGCGGGUUGUGUGGUGAACAGGAUUGAUGGCGCGGAGGAGUGGUUAUACGGGACGGGGAGGUAUGGGUGCGCGGGUGGAGAGAGGAGCAGGAGGUGGUGGCGCAGAAUGACGAGGGGGAGGUGCGUGUAUUAUCUACUGGUGACUUUUCUUAAAGGAGGGCUGUUGACGAUGACGUUCCUGGGAAGUGCGGUCAUUGCGGGGCCACAGAAUAUUGAUCUGGGGACUGGAUGA
This is a messenger RNA of Paraphaeosphaeria sporulosa, 1938 nucleotides long. RefSeq lists its product as uncharacterized. The record is from RefSeq and is a predicted model, not a curated record. The coding region runs from base 1 to 1938 and encodes 645 amino acids. The transcript has 6 exons. NCBI's taxonomy places the organism in Eukaryota, Fungi, Ascomycota, Dothideomycetes, Pleosporales, Didymosphaeriaceae.